AUGGCCGUCGACAUCAUGAGCACGCAAUUUGCUGUACUGAGAACAGUGAAUAUCCAGAGAUUGAGCCAGGGUGACAACCAAGAAAUUCAGGAACUCUUGCUGGCUGCGAAGACCGACGGGAUGUUCUAUUUGGACUUCAGCGAUUCUGAUUCGGAUCCUUAUAGCGGGGUGGUGAAUGAUAUCUAUUCUCUCAGUCGGUCACUGUUCAGUCUGUCUCUUGAGGAGAAGCUGCGAUAUGACAUCGAUACCUUGGCGGAUCUCAAAACCAAUGGGUAUAAACCAAUUAGACGGAAUUUGGGUGGUCUUCCCGGCCAGCGUGACGGCUUUGAAAGCUACACUAUCCCUCCAAGCAGCAUCUUUCAGCUGACAGACGAGCCUUUUCCCCGACCGACGCCGAUCGAUGAACACUCAGACACUUUGCGCCAAUUCACUACUAUCUGCAGGACGAGUGCAGGGAUGAUCUUGCAAGCACUGUCGAAGGCGCUAAGUCUUCCUGCAGCUGGAGGGUUUGAAUUGUUUCAUCACCAAUCGGACUCUACUUUGGACAUCAUCCGAUUGCUCAAGUACGAAGCGGCAAAUCCAGCAGAGACCCGCACGAUGUCUAUUCCACAAACUGCUCACACAGAUCUAGGAUCUAUUACGCUGCUAUUUGCCAACAGUCCUGGUUUGCAGUUAAGCCCAAAGGGAUCUGAUAAAUGGCUAUACGUUAAAUCAAAACCGAACAGUGCCAUUGUCAAUCUUGGAGAUGCUAUCUGCAUCUGGUCCAACGGCAUAUUCCAGAGUGCAUUACAUCGAGUAGCAUCUCUACCCAACCAAGGAAUGACCGAACGGUAUAGCUUUGCAUAUUUGAUGCGACCCGCCAACAAAGCACCGAUGUGCUCCCUACUUGAAUAUACCAAAGAAGACUCGAACAGGGAUAUACCAUCAUGUAAAGACUGGAUGCAGGCCAAGUUUGUUGCUCUACGGGGAAAAACCAAGAAUGGAAGCACUGCUAUUCUUACUGGUCGCCCUGAAAGUGUUACCACCUGCUAG
Messenger RNA from Penicillium brevicompactum, 1032 nucleotides. Its product is annotated as putative oxidoreductase, 2OG-Fe(II) oxygenase family. The coding region runs from base 1 to 1032 and encodes 343 amino acids. The record is from RefSeq and is a predicted model, not a curated record. The transcript has 3 exons. NCBI's taxonomy places the organism in Eukaryota, Fungi, Ascomycota, Eurotiomycetes, Eurotiales, Aspergillaceae. Gene Ontology annotation, molecular function: dioxygenase activity.